Messenger RNA from Schistocerca gregaria, 6791 nucleotides. RefSeq lists its product as uncharacterized. The transcript has 16 exons. Lineage: Eukaryota; Metazoa; Arthropoda; Insecta; Orthoptera; Acrididae. Gene Ontology annotation, molecular function: histone H3K9 demethylase activity; chromatin DNA binding; transcription coregulator activity. The record is from RefSeq and is a predicted model, not a curated record. Gene Ontology annotation, biological process: regulation of transcription by RNA polymerase II. Gene Ontology annotation, cellular component: chromatin; histone deacetylase complex. Bases 1 to 6078 code for a protein of 2025 amino acids.
AUGGUUCCUCAGUCUUCCCAGAGCCUCUUGAGUGCAAGGACUGCCAAAUUUGGUGGACGUGUGUUGGAUACUUGUGCCACUGCACUGAUGAAAUCUGAAAUGGGCACAUUUCUAGAGGGCACCCUGCUGAGUGCCUUCAGAGCAUUGGGGGUGCGAGAGGGGCGAGCGGCGCUUGGCGGUGUUUACAAUCCCCUGGAGAUUUGUUUGCGCGGGAGUGAGUCACGGAGCGCGCUGCCGAGGCACGCCGGAGCCCUGCAGGGCGGCAGUUCUGCGGGCAGCCGGUGGCGGCGCGCGCGUCAUGGCGCGGCGGGCGCCGCUGCCCGGGCCGCGCUCGGCUGGCGGCCAGUUCUUUGUGUGAGUCGGUGGCGCGAGCACCGUCCGUGGAGCUCCCCGUGCCGCGCGCCGCAUAGCGAGAGACUCAGCCGAGCCAGGCCCCAGGAGGCCGCGAGUGCAGCCAGCGAGCCGCCCAGCUUCCGCGUCGCAUACUACCCUCUCUGUGCGUGUGCGCGCCGCGUGCCACCGACCGGCGGCGACGCGGCCGAGUGCGUGCGCCACCGUACUGGAGACGCCAGCGCAGCAGCGUGUGCAGCACUUGUCGCUGAAGGUGACCUUGACGCCGGAACGCUGGAUCUGACGUCGGCAGCCAGGAUUAACCCCGUGCCGUCGGUUGCCGGUGAGUUACACAGAAGAAUGAAGGACUGUGGUGCUAGCUCAUUAACGUCUUCGUGGUGCGGCGCCGCCGGCCAGUACAGGCGCGAGCAUGUGUCGGCGCUGGAGCCGCCGCGGUCGUCCCCGGCGCCGGUGGCGGCGCCCGGCUCGGGCGUGUCGGGGGCGGCGGGCGCGGCCGUGGCCCCCGCGCCGGCCCCCGGCGCCGCCGCCGCCCCCGGCCACGGCGGGCCUGUGUGGCGCGACCCCGCCGGCCUGGUCGAGGUGCGCCACGUGCACAGCGUGCAGCACCAGCUGCUGAUGCCCGCCGCGCCCCACUCGCACUCGCACUUCCACCCGCCGCCACACCCGCUCUACCAGCCGCCGCAGCCGCAGCCGCACCACCGCUACGACCUCGAGGUGCUCGAGCGGGACCGUAUCAUCAGGGAGCGCGAGAAGCAGAUGGAACGAGAAAAGCAGCACCAGCAGCAGCAACAGCAGGAGAGGGAGCGAGAGAGGGAGAGGGAGCGAGAGAGGGAGAGGGAGAGAGAGCGGCUGGAGCAGCAGCGCGCCAGCGAGCACGCCGUCCAGGCAGUGCAGAAGCAUUUCGAGGAGUCGCUGCGGCGCGCACAGCAGAAGCACAACAUGUGCUGGAACCUGAACCUAAUCAGCAGCCUGCCGGCGCCCGCCCCCGCCGCGGGCCCUCCGCCGCCGGGCCCCGCGUCGCGCGGCUGCGAGGACAAGGCGGCGCCGCUGCCGCCUCACUCGCACGCCGCCUCCGCCGAGGCCGUGGCGCAGGCGCAGGCGCGCCUCUCGCGCCAGCAACACGACGCCGCCAUCGCUGCCGCUCACCGCGACCGGGAGAGGGAGCGCGAGCGAGAGAGGGAGAGGGAGCGCGACCGCGAGAGGGAGAGGGCGCACGUCGCGGCCGCGGCCUACUACGCCGCUCCCACCUCACGCACUACGAGUUCUGGUAUACCGAAGGUGGAAUAUGUCUCUGUGCCAGCACAGGCAGUCGUGACAAAAUUGGAGUACCCACCACCGCCACAUGCACCCCAUCUACACCACGCAGCACCCCAUCCUCCUCCAGCUCAUUCGCGAUCUGCCAAGGACAAGCCGUCACCUCCACCUACUGCGGCAGUCCCAGCACAGCCGCCUGCCCAUCCUACACAGACUGUCCUACCUAAAGCAGAACCUAACUUCGGACUGUUUGGAUACCCUGGCUAUCAGGCAGUCUCUGUACCUGUGCCUGUGCCACAGCAAUCAUUCCUUCAGCAGCAGCACCAGCAGGUCCAAGUUGCACAGCUGGAAAAGGCGAAGGGAUCGCCCGUGGCAGCAGCGACAGCAGACAACAAAAGUUCCGUGAUAGUGAAGAAUGAUGGGAAGCACAGCCCGAAAUUCGCCUACAGGAGCCCUUCACAAUCACCUUCACCACUCCUCGUGCGUCACAGUCCAAGUCCUGGAGCAUUGACACAUGAACCACAGAAUCUGGGUCGUCCACAACCUCGCAGCCCACUUGCCUUCAAACCUGCUCCUCCACCAGUGCAAGCACAGAGUGCAUCUCAACAACAGCCACCACACUACCGCCCUAAGGUGUCGAGUCCCGCGCCGUCACACGUGUACGGCAAGCCGACGCGGGACGCGUGCCCGGUGCUGACGCUGCCCCGCGCGCCGUCGCCGUACCAGCCGGCGGUGGGGGCGGGCGUGGGCGCGGCGGCCGGGGGCCCGGCGCCCCAGCCGCCGCCGGCGCACGCGGCGCGGCCGGACCUGCGCGCGCCGGGGCCGGGCCCGGGGGCCGUGCCGCUGCUGGCGCCGCCGCCCGCGCUCGUGGCUCCCGCCGCCGUGACCGCGGCGCCGCCCCCGCAGGCGCUCUACUUCAAGCCGGGGCUGGCGCGGCCGCUGGCCGCGGCUCCCGCCACGGCGCCCUCGCCGCCUCUGCAGACGGCGCCGCUCGACCUCGGCGUGGAGCGCCCCCAGAGGGCCAGCCCGGCCCCGCCUCCUGCCGCCUCGUCGUCUUCGUCGUCGUCGCUGCCGCCCUCCCCGUCGGCGUCGCCACCGGGCGGCCGGCGCAGGCCCGCCCCCAGUCCUCCUCCGCCGGACGGCAAGAGGCGCAGAGCCGAGAUUCCAGGAGGAGUCCAGGAACCCAGUCCUCCCAUAGCAUCAGCAGCUACUACGGUACAGGAAAACCAAGGUGUUACAACUGUGCCAUCUCCAGCUGCACCAAGUCCUGCAGUCAGUCCUGCCCCUGGUACUCCUUCACGGCAGCGGCCACCGAGUGCAGCAGACUCUGAAAAAUCCAGUAGUCCAGGACCCCCUACAAGGACUUACCCUGUACAUAAACUCAAAAAAGCAUGGUUACAAAGACAUUCUGGGGAAAAAGGAGAAGCCACAUCAUCUGUAACACCACUUGUUAAUGGACAUGCCAGCUCUGAAGGUAAUAGUGGACCUGGGAGUGUCAGUUCUGUGACUUGUGGACCUGGAGCUGAUUCGUCCAGUGGCUCUGAUGUGGACAGCCGUGGUCGCACAUCACCUCCCACCCCUCCUGCUAGUAGGCAGCGUAGACCACAAGAUUCCAAAAGGAAGAAGCCAGGUGCAGGGAAGAAAGUAGAUUCUCAAUUGGCUGAUGGUGAUGUUGGCAGUGCUGGUGAAGGGGAAAGUGCAGACACAUCAGAGAAGGAGAGGGAGAGAGUGAGGGGGAACGGAAGUGGUGGUUCAGCUAUCCCGACAGUUGUAAAUAGUGACGAACCGAGAAAGAGAGGUAGACGACCCCGUCCUGCAGCUUCGGAGUCCCCCUCAGGAGGUGCGAGUGGUGGUAAGAAGGACGAGAACUCGGCUAACUCUGGGUCAGGAACUGGUGGAUCAGGUCAGGGUAGAGGAUCGAGGGCACAGGGAGGUGGUCGAAAACCACGUGAUGGUCCCCCUGCUCCUAGGAGGGAUCCGCUAAAGAAACCGCCCGUAGCACAACUCAAGAGGACAGGUGAAAGUUUCCUACAAGAUGGACCUUGCCACGAGGUUGCGCCAAAGCUUGCGAAGUGCCGCGAAUGUCGUUGGACUCCCAGCCAACGGUCUCGAGAUGUUCCGAACAUUUUCUGUCGCUUUUAUGCUUUCCGACGAUUGCGAUAUACCAAAAAUGGACAGUUAGCUGCAGCUGGAUUCUCAGAUCCACGAGUUGAUCCUGCACCAGACGAUCUGCGCUUGUGGCUGCCAGACCCGUCCGAUCCUCCAACAGAUUUAGAUUUGGAUAUGGCAAAGAUUUUGCUGGAAGAAGUUGGAGAUGAGUUCUGCAAAUUACUGAGACAAGAAUCUGAUUCUGCAGCAGCUCAUUCUUCAGGACCCACACCUGUUGCAUGGAAGAGAGUAGUGAGAGGUGUACGUGAAAUGUGUGACGUUUGUGAGACAACACUGUUCAAUUACCACUGGGCGUGUGCAAAGUGUGGCUUUGCUGUCUGCAUAGAUUGUUAUAAGGGACGCAAGGCGGGCAAGAUCCGUCUGUGGGCAGAGCUGGGAAAGGACAGAGAUGAUUUCUCUUGGCUGUUGUGCACAAAUCGCCAGGGCCAUGAGCAGGAUAAAUUAAUGCUGACACAGAUCAUUGCAAGUGACUGCCUCACACGUCUUGGGCAAGAUAUGCAUCGUGAGAGGGAACGCUGGGGCCUGACACGUUGUUCCUGUUCUGGUAGCCAGCCCCGUGGUAGAAAUUCUCCAGCUAAUGGUUCUGCCUCUGCAGAAAUUGCCAAUGGACUACCCAAGCAAGAACCUUCUACUGAAAUGAAGAGGGAGCCAGUUUCAACAGAUGCUAAUAGCAGUAAGCAAGAAGUCAGUGGAGAUGCAGGAAAGAGAGAACAAGGUGUUGAAGAUGGGACUUCAUCCAGUGGUCGAGGACAUUCGACACUAAGAGAGCUGCUCAUACGCCCUACUGGUGGAGGUAAUGGGAGUCGUGCACCAUCUCCUGCCCCGUCAUCUCCUGGACCAGCACCACCUACUGAAGAAAAUCGUCCAGCUGCACCAGCACGCUCAAAAUAUAUGCCACGUCAGCAUAAGGGACGCUCGUCAAACUGCAAAUUAGAGACUGGUUCUCCAGAUUCUUCUCCACCACACACGUGGUUGUGUGAUGGUCGUCUGCUGAGGCUGAACGAUCCUUCGCAUAAAGGAAACCAAAAAAUGUUUCAGGAACAGUGGAAAAAAGGAUUACCUGUGCUGGUAUCAGAUGUAUCAAAGCAUCUGGACAUGACUCUUUGGCAUCCAGAUUCAUUUGCACGUGAUUUUGGAGAUGAGAAGAAUGAUCUGGUCAACUGCAUGACUGGAAAUAUUGUGCCAAAUCAGCCGAUGAGGCGAUUUUGGGAGGGCUUUGAGCACUUCUCACGUAGAUUGGUUGAUGAAGAGGGAAAACCAAUGCUUCUAAAACUGAAGGAUUGGCCACCAGGAGAUGAUUUUGCAGAGAUGUUACCAUCACGCUUUGCCGACUUGAUGAGAGUGCUACCUCUCUCUGAAUACACCCAGCGCACUGGCCGUCUUAAUCUGGCAUCACGUCUUCCUGAAUGUUUUGUGCGCCCUGAUCUUGGUCCAAAGAUGUACAAUGCCUAUGGCUCAGCCCUCCAUCCAAAGCAUGGGACUACUAAUUUACAUCUUGAUAUAUCGGAUGCUGUGAAUGUUAUGGUAUAUGUUGGAAUUCCAAAAGAUGGAGAUAGUGAAGAGCAUAUUAAAGAAGCAUUCAGAGCUAUUGAUGAGGCUGGAUGUGACAUCAUUAUGCGGCGCAGAGUUCGUGAGAAAGGAGAGCUACCAGGUGCAUUGUGGCACAUUUAUAGUGCCUGUGAUGCUGCCAAAAUAAGAGACUUGCUCAAUAAAGUUGCAGUGGAAAAGGGAGUGCGACUUGAACCGCAUCAUGACCCUAUCCAUGAUCAGAGCUGGUACUUAGAUACUGAGCUGCGUAACAGACUUUACCGUGAAUAUGGUGUUGAGGGAUUUGCCAUAGUUCAGUGUUUAGGGGACUGUGUUUUCAUUCCUGCUGGUGCACCACACCAGGUGCGUAACUUGCACAACUGCAUUAAGGUUGCAGAGGACUUUGUUUCACCGGAGAAUGUGACACAUUGCUUUCAUCUGACUGAAGAGUUUCGCGAUCUUUCUGAUACACACUCCAACCACGAGGAUAAAUUACAGAUAAAGAACAUUAUUUAUCAUGCUGUGAAAGACUCUGUGUCAGUAUUGGUGCAUGCUCGUGAAAAGAUGGAAUCUGAAACUGUGAACAAGCGUAUUAAACGAGAACCAGUUUCUCCAAAUCGGACAUCAGGCAACCGUGGUGAUGUGUCUGCAAGUCCUGUAAUUCCUAAGAUUGACUCUAAGAGUGAAUUAAAAGUGGAAACGGAGGAUGAAGUGGAGGAUGGAGAUGAGAGAGUGGAAGAGAUGUCAACAGCGUGUGAAGUUGGUGGUGAUACUUGAAAGUCUUUGACUGGAUGCAUUAUCUGAUCUCACCAAUGUGGCCCAUUGUGGGUUCUUCUGUAUAAUUUUUUAAUUGUAAGCUGACUGGCUUGGUUGGCAAGGCAUCUUUGUAAUACUGGAUUGUCAUGUUACAUGUUGUUCCUGUCUGGUCUGAUGCAUUUUUUCCAUGGCACCAUUUGUUGUUUGUGAGUCCAUAAAGCAGCCAUCUUUUGGGGGUACAGAAGGUGGAACUGCAAUCCUUUUAUGCAGCUGAUGUAACUGUGACUGUGAUUGAUGUAAUGAGUACCUUCCAUCAGCUGUGUGGACUUUCUGCAAGUGAAAAUCAUUCAUUCUCACUUCACCGUAAGUGUCAGAAUAUUUUUUGGGUUGAUCUGUUUCCCAUCGAAUGCGCGAUAUAGUUACUGAUGUGGUAAUAUAAACUAGUCAGAUAAGCUAAAUGCAAUAUUUAAUUUUUUUGCAAUAUCUAACAGUAUCGUGAAAUCAUUUUAGUAAAAUGACACUUGUUUACGUAUUAGUUUUAAUGUGAACUUUGCUGUCUCGAAUAAACUUUUUACGUAAAAACUCAUCAAAGAAACAUUAUUUCAUCUAAUCCUCUUCUGUAAUUAACACCUAACUCUUUAUCCAUAUGAUAAAACAGUGUAAUUCGCUAGGGGAAGUUGUUACUGUAGGUUCUUGAGGCCAUAUAGUGAGUUCUAUAAAGACUUUUGUUCACA